AUGCUAAUAUUGAGUAAGACAGCAAGAGUCCUUCCUAAACCAUUAAGAAGGAAAAUUUAUGAGUAUCUGAGAAGUUUCCAUUUCCAUCCUGGGAAAGCCUCUCCUCACAGAGUGGUGCUGGGAAUUGAGACCAGUUGUGACGACACAGCAGCUGCUGUGGUGGAUGAAACUGGAAAUAUUUUGGGGGAAGCAAUACAUUCCCAAACGGAAGUCCACUUAAAGACAGGCGGGAUCAUUCCCCCCGUGGCCCAGCAGCUUCACAGAGAAAACAUCCAGCGAAUAGUGCAAGAGGCGCUCUCCGCCAGCCGGGUCCCUCCGGGCGAGCUGGCAGCCGUGGCGACCACCACCAUGCCCGGCCUCGCCCUGAGCCUGGGCGUGGGCCUGUCCUUCAGCCUGCAGCUGGUGGGCCAGUGGAAAAAGCCCUUUAUCCCCAUCCACCACAUGGAGGCGCACGCGCUGACCAUUAGGCUGACGGAUAGAGUGGAGUUUCCCUUUUUAGUGCUCUUGAUUUCUGGAGGCCACUGUCUGCUGGCCUUGGUCAGAGGCGUCUCAGACUUCCUGCUUCUUGGGAAGUCUUUGGACAUAGCGCCAGGCGACAUGCUUGACAAGGUGGCGAGGAGGCUGGCCCUGGCCAAGCACCCGGAGUGUGCCGCCAUGAGCGGCGGGAGGGCCAUCGAGCACUUGGCCAAACGGGGAAACAGGCUGCACUUUGAUCUCACGCCGCCCAUGCACCGCACUAAGAACUGUGACUUCUCGUUCUCUGGACUGCAGCAUGUGAUCGAUAGGAUAGUGACAAGGAAGGAAAAAGAGGAAGGCCUGGAGCCGGGCCAGGUCCUGUCCUCCGCCCCGGACAUCGCGGCCGCCGCCCAGCACGCCAUUGCCUGCCACCUCGCCAAGCGCACGCACCGCGCCCUCCUGUUCUGCCGGCAGAGAGGCCUGCUGCCCCCGAGCAAUGCUGCCCUGGUGGUGUCUGGAGGAGUCGCCAGCAACUUCUACAUCCGGAAAGCUCUGGAAACCGUAGCAGACGCCACCCAGUGCGCCCUGCUGUGUCCCCCCCCCAGGCUGUGCACCGACAACGGCGUGAUGAUCGCGUGGAACGGGAUCGAGAGACUGCGUGCCGGUGUGGGCAUUCUGGACGACGCGGAAGGCGUCCGCUAUGAACCCAGAUGCCCUCUGGGGGUGGAUAUAUCCAAAGAAGUGGGAGAAGCCGCCAUAAAAGUUCCACGAUUAAAAAUGAAGAUUUGA
Messenger RNA from Pipistrellus nathusii (Nathusius's pipistrelle), 1245 nucleotides. Lineage: Eukaryota; Metazoa; Chordata; Mammalia; Chiroptera; Vespertilionidae. The record is from the annotation of a GenBank genome assembly.